This is a messenger RNA of Fusarium falciforme, 1215 nucleotides long. RefSeq names its product Protein DOM34-like protein. The transcript has 2 exons. Gene Ontology annotation, biological process: RNA surveillance; nuclear-transcribed mRNA catabolic process, no-go decay; nuclear-transcribed mRNA catabolic process, non-stop decay. The record is from RefSeq and is a predicted model, not a curated record. NCBI's taxonomy places the organism in Eukaryota, Fungi, Ascomycota, Sordariomycetes, Hypocreales, Nectriaceae. Bases 1 to 1215 code for a protein of 404 amino acids. Gene Ontology annotation, cellular component: cytoplasm.
AUGAAGCUAGUCUCGCGCAAGGUCCCCAAGAAUCUCGAGGAGGAGACCGUGUCUCUCCUCCCCGAGGAUCCCGAAGAUAUGUGGCAUGCAUACAACCUCAUCCUUCCUGGAGAUAUCAUCCACGCUCACGCCAUUCGCAAGGUCGUCACCACUUCCAACACGGGAAGCACGGCGUCUGAGCGCGUCCACACCGAGUUGGCCAUCAAAGUCAAGUCCACGUUCUUUGAUCCCGUCAUCUCAUCGCUCCGCGUCUCUGGCACUGUCACCGCCGAGAACCCCCACGUCACUCUGGGCUCCCAUCACACGCUUGACCUUGAGGUCAACCGCCCCUUCACCAUCAUCAAGCCAGAUGGCUGGGACUCGAUCGCCAAAGCCACCCUCCAGGAGACCCUGUCGGAUGACAAGGACGGCGCCGUAGCAGCCGUCGUCAUGCAGGAAGGACUUGCCAACAUCUGCCUCAUCACCCAGUUCCGGACCGUCCUCAAGGUCCGUGUUGAGAGCGUGAUCCCCAAGAAGCGUGAUUUGGCGUCGGAUCAGGAUGCAGGUAUGCGUCGCUUCUAUGAGAAGACGCUGUCCACCCUCCUACGGACCAUGGACUUUACGCAGUCUCGACCUCUGCUGCUGGCUAGUCCAGGCUUUGUGGCUGGUGACUUUAAGCAGUACAUCGCCAACCAGGGACGAGACAAGGCCGACAAGGUCCUCACCGCCGUGGCCAAGCAGGCUACUGUGGUUCACGCCAACUCGGGCCAUGUCCACAGUCUCAAUGAGGUGCUCAAAAGCCCCGAGGUCCUUGCCAAGAUGAAAGACAUGAAAUUUGCUCGUGAAACCCAGUACGUGGACCAAUUCUUUGAUAUGCUCAAGCUGGAUGACGGCCGCGCCUGGUACGGCACCUCGGCAGUCGAGAAAGCCGUCAACGAUGGCGCAAUUGGGCCAGGCGGUGGUGUCCUGCUGGUCAACAACUCGCUGUUCCGCAGCGAGGACCUCGCCACUCGCAAGAAGUAUGUUGCUAUGGUUGAGAAAGUCCGGAGUGACGGCGGCGAGGCAAGAAUCCUGAGCAGUGACCAUGAGAGCGGACAACGCUUGACCAUGCUGGGUGAUAUCGCCGCUAUUCUGAACUAUCCAAUGCUUGAUCUUGACGACGACGACGCUGAUGAACAUGACGACGAUGAACACGACAAGGAUACUAAGCAAGAGAUGGUAGAUAGUGUUAUAUAG